Molecule: messenger RNA, 1659 nt
Organism: Neolamprologus brichardi
Lineage: Eukaryota; Metazoa; Chordata; Actinopteri; Cichliformes; Cichlidae
Source: RefSeq, a predicted model, not a curated record
AUGCGCUCCAGUCCAACCCCACCUCCUCUUUACCUGAGCCUCCUUCUCUUUCUCUCAUGGAACUCCCCGGUUCUUUCCUGCAAGGCUGUAAACAACAGCAAGUGUGAGUCUGCUCCAUUUGUACCAGGCCACAACCUGAUUGGGGAGGGAUUUGAUGUCAUCACCCUGCGCCGAAAAGGAGCCUACUUGAUUGAUGUAGCUACUUACCGCAAACCAGAUGGUACCUGUACUCUCUGCACCAACCGCAAUCAAAACAAAACUCUACAAAAACUGCCGGCCUCUGUUGUCGACUGGCGUGCAAUCAGCCAAUGCAAAACCGAUAUCUCCAGCAGUGCACACACCACUGUUAGUUCACUACUUCACUCUUAUACUGAUCAGGACAUCCACGACUGGAAGGCUGGACUAAAUAUAAAGGCCAUAUCUACCAGCGUGGGGAUUGGAGGAACACACUCCAUGGCAUAUGCAUUUGCUACAAAAAAGACCAAAGAGGACCACUACUCCUUCAGCACACACACGGUCACCUGUACUCAUUAUCGUUACCGGGUAUCAAGCAGACCGACUCUUAGCUCUGAGUUCAGCAGGGAUGUGGCCAGUUUGCCAAGUCGCUAUAACUCCUCCACCAGAGAUCAGUACAACGAGGUCAUAGAUACCUACGGCACACAUUACAUUCGCAAGGUUCGUCUUGGUGGCCGUCUUAGACGAGUCACAGCUGUACGAACCUGUUUGUCCAGACUAAACGGAUUCUCCUCAAAUGAGUUACACUCCUGCCUGUCGAUGGGUGUCUCCAUUGGCUUGGGAAAGUUGAAUCCAUCUGCUGUCCAAGGUUCUUGCAAAAACAUCCUGGAAAACUGGGAUGUUGCCACUAGGUAUAGCUCUGGUCUCCACCAACACUAUACGGAUGUGGUAGGAGGUAAUGGGUGGUUGGGAGAGUUUUCACUUGCAUAUGAUGACUCCCUGGGUUUUAAAAACUGGCUGAACAGCCUGAAGGAUCAUGCAGAUGUUGCUUCCUACUUCAUUCGCCCAAUGUUUCAGCUGAUACCGAAAGGCACAAAGAAGUCAGGGAUGAAGGCUGCCAUAGAGCAGUACUUAACAGACAGUGAUGUGAGUCAAUCACACAGCCAACGAAAUUGUUGGCGGGGCAAUCCUAAUCUAGAUUUCAACUGUUGUCCUCGACAAGCCUGGAGGGGGAAGCUAACUGUGGAAAUCAUCCGAGCCUGGAAUCUGAAAGGAGAUCAUCUUGGCCCAACUGACAGCUAUGUUAAACUCUGGUUCGGUUCCAUCCAUCAUCAGACUCGCAUGAUCGAAUCAAGUUAUCCCCGAUGGAAUGCUUAUUUUAAUCUUGGACAGGUGGACACACACAGUAAUGUGUAUGUUGAAUUAUGGGAUGAGGAUCUGUUCUAUGAUGAUCUUCUGGGAUCAUGUUCCCGGCGUCCAACUCGGGGGACACGCCUUAACCCCCUCAGUGAGAUCAUCAAUAAGACUGGCUAUGGCUACCAACUACAGAAUGGUAGACAUAGCCACCUCCUGUACAUGGAUGACAUCAAGCGCUAUGCCAAGAAUGAACGAGACAUCAAUUCACUGAUCCACACCACCAGGAUAUACAGCAAUGACACUGGAAUGUUGUUCGGACUGGAGAAGUGUAGUCGGGUAACCAAGUGA